Molecule: messenger RNA, 14052 nt
Organism: Xiphias gladius (swordfish)
Lineage: Eukaryota; Metazoa; Chordata; Actinopteri; Istiophoriformes; Xiphiidae
Gene: ank2b
Product: ankyrin 2b, neuronal
Biological process (GO): protein localization to T-tubule; signal transduction; regulation of cardiac muscle contraction
Cellular component (GO): T-tubule
Molecular function (GO): protein binding
Source: RefSeq, a predicted model, not a curated record
AAUAAUCUUGACUCAAGGUCAGUUUACAACCUUUUUCUACAGUUAUUAACUGCAUCUCACGGCUUUCAUUGACCUUUAGUUAAAAUUAUUUUGUCAAACAGCUCUUCCCAUGGUCAAGAAUGAACUUUUACACUUAUUUCAAGCCAGCGCAGAGGUCCUAAAAGUGCUCAGAAAAGGGCUCAGGACAACUCAGCAAACUCCUUUGCUUGUUGAGGGCUCAUUGAGAUGCUCUGGAAAACUCUGGAAAAAGCCAUCGGAUAGUAACACCAGUUUCCUGCGAGCAGCAAGAGCAGGAAACAUCGACAAGGUUUUGGAAUAUCUGAAAGGGGGAGUGGACAUUAGCACCUGCAAUCAGAAUGGUCUUAAUGCACUGCACCUGGCAGCCAAGGAGGGCCAUGUGGAUCUGGUCCAGGAACUGCUGGACAGAGGUGCGGCAGUGGAUUCAGCCACAAAGAAAGGAAAUACAGCACUUCACAUUUCCUCUCUAGCUGGUCAGGCUGAAGUAGUGAAGAUCCUGGUCAAACGGGGAGCUGACAUCAACGCACAGUCUCAGAAUGGAUUCACUCCUUUGUACAUGGCUGCUCAGGAGAAUCACCUAGAUGUGGUGCGAUACCUUCUCGAGAAUGGAGGCAACCAGAGCACUGCUACAGAGGAUGGUUUCACGCCCCUGGCCAUCGCCCUCCAGCAGGGCCACAACCAGGUGGUAUCUAUCUUACUGGAGAACGAUACUAAAGGGAAGGUCCGUCUGCCUGCGUUGCACAUUGCUGCACGCAAGGACGACACCAAGUCAGCCGCCCUGCUCCUCCAGAACGACCACAACGCUGAUGUCCAGUCAAAGAGUGGAUUCACCCCCCUUCAUAUCGCUGCCCACUAUGGCAACGUCAAUGUGGCCACCCUCCUGCUGAACCGAGGGGCAGCAGUCGACUUCACUGCAAGGAAUGGGAUUACUCCCCUACAUGUGGCCUCCAAGCGUGGCAACACUAACAUGGUUCGUCUGUUAUUGGACCGUGGUUCUCAGAUUGAUGCCAAAACAAGGGAUGGCCUCACUCCUCUCCACUGUGCGGCUCGGAGUGGACAUGAUACAGCUGUGGAGCUGCUGCUUGAGAGAGGAGCACCCUUACUGGCCAGGACCAAGAAUGGGCUGUCUCCUCUCCACAUGGCGGCACAAGGUGACCACGUUGAAUGCGUCAAACAUCUUCUGCAGCACAAGGCACCUGUUGAUGAUGUCACAUUGGACUACCUGACAGCGCUCCAUGUGGCAGCACACUGUGGUCAUUACAGAGUCACCAAACUGCUGCUGGACAAGAGGGCUAACCCCAACGCCAGGGCACUGAAUGGUUUCACUCCACUGCACAUAGCCUGUAAGAAAAACCGUGUGAAGGUGAUGGAGCUGCUGGUCAAGUAUGGAGCCUCUAUCCAGGCCAUCACAGAGUCUGGUUUGACUCCCAUCCAUGUAGCGGCCUUCAUGGGUCACCUGAACAUUGUCCUACUGCUUCUGCAGAAUGGAGCUUCGCCCGACGUCAGCAACAUUCGUGGAGAAACAGCAUUACACAUGGCAGCCAGGGCAGGUCAGGUGGAGGUGGUUCGAUGUUUGCUGAGGAACGGAGCAAUUGUGGACGCCAGAGCACGGGAGGACCAGACUCCCCUCCAUAUCGCGUCCCGUCUGGGAAAAACAGAGAUUGUCCAGCUGCUCCUGCAACACAUGGCCCAUCCUGAUGCUGCCACCACCAAUGGUUACACACCCCUCCACAUCUCUGCCAGGGAGGGGCAGGUGGAGACGGCUUCUGUGCUGCUGGAGGCUGGAGCUUCACACUCACUGGCCACCAAGAAAGGUUUUACUCCCCUGCAUGUGGCCUCCAAGUACGGAAGCCUGGAUGUAGCCAAACUUCUGCUGCAGCGUCGCGCCCCACCUGAUUCUGCUGGGAAGAACGGCCUCACCCCGCUCCAUGUUGCAGCACAUUACGAUAACCAGAAGGUUGCGCUCCUGCUUUUGGACAAAGGAGCAUCCCCCCACACCAUGGCCAAGAAUGGCUACACGCCUCUCCAUAUCGCAGCUAAGAAGAACCAGAUGGAAAUCGCCACAGUUCUGCUGCAGUAUGGCGCCGAGACUAACAUCCUGACCAAGCAGGGUGUCACUCCGCUCCAUCUGGCCUCCCAGGAGGGCCACGCCGACAUGGCUGCCCUGCUCAUGAGCAAGGGAGCCCAGGUCAACAUUCUCACCAAGAGUGGCCUGACUGCCCUCCAUCUGGCAGCCCAGGAAGACAGAGUGACUGUUGCCGAGAUCCUCGCCAGAAACGGAGCCAACCUCGACCAGCAGACCAAAUUGGGAUACACCCCGCUAAUUGUAGCAUGUCACUAUGGUAAUGCCAAGAUGGUCAACUUCCUGCUUCAGAAUGGAGCCAGUGUCAAUGCCAAGACCAAGAAUGGAUACACUCCCCUUCACCAGGCAGCCCAGCAAGGCAACACACACAUCAUUAACAUUCUGCUGCAAUACGGAGCCAAGCCCAACGCUAUCACUGUGAAUGGCAACACUGCUCUGGGUAUCGCUCGGAGGCUGGGCUAUAUCUCCGUGGUGGACACACUGAGGGUCGUCACAGAGGAGAUCAUCACUACCACAACGACGGUGACAGAGAAACACAAGCUGAAUGUGCCAGAGACCAUGACUGAAGUACUGGAUGUCUCGGAUGAAGAGGGUGAUGACACGAUGACAGGGGACGGAGGCGAGUAUCUGAGGGCCGAGGACCUCAGGGAGCUGGGAGAUGACUCCCUUCCUGGACAGUAUCUGGAUGGAAUGAACUACCUCCGCUUCAGCCUGGAGGGAGGACGCACUGACAGUCGAAUACAAAGUUCAGACAGGUCCUUCACCCCAACCCACUACAGCUACUACUCCCCUAAACAUGAAGGCAUGAUGGAUGAGAUGCUCACCAGCCAGCAGGUUUCAUCACUUGCCAGGGAGAGUGAGAGGGAUUCAUACAGACUGAGCUGGGGAACAGAGAACCUGGACAAUGUGGCUUUAUCCUCAAGCCCCAUCCACUCUGGCCAUUCCUCUCCGUGCCAUGAUCAUGGAGACCACAGCAGCUUCCUGGUCAGCUUCAUGGUGGAUGCCAGGGGCGGAGCCAUGCGUGGUUGCCGGCACAAUGGUCUGCGCAUCAUCAUCCCACCCAGGAAGUGCAGUGCACCCACACGAGUGACGUGCCGACUGGUGAAGAGGCACCGUCUGGCUACCAUGCCCCCGAUGGUUGAGGGCGAAGGCCUGGCCAGCAGGCUCAUCGAGGUGGGGCCCUCAGGAGCCCAGUUCCUCGGUCCUGUGAUUGUGGAGAUCCCCCACUUCGCUGCCCUACGGGGGAAAGAGAGAGAGCUGGUGAUACUGAGGAGUGAGACGGGAGAAAGCUGGAAGGAGCAUCACUGUGAACACACCCAGGAGGAACUCAACCAGAUACUCAAUGGCAUGGAUGAGGAGUUGGAUACACCAGAGGAGCUGGAAAGGAAGCGCGUUUGCCGUAUCAUCACCAGAGAUUUUCCACAAUACUUUGCAGUGGUUUCACGCAUCAAGCAGGACAGUAAUCUGAUUGGUCCCGAGGGAGGUAUCCUGAGCAGCACUGUUGUGCCCCAAGUGCAGGCAGUUUUUCCUGAGGGGGCCCUCACCAAGAGGAUUAGGGUUGGACUGCAGGCCCAGCCAGUGAAUAUAGAUGUAGUGAGGAAGAUCAUGGGGAACAAGGCCACCUUCAGCCCCAUUGUCACCCUGGAGCCCCGCAGGAGGAAGUUCCAUAAACCCAUCACCAUGACCAUCCCUGUCCCUAAGAGCAACUCCGACCCCGCCCUUAACGGUUUCGGAGGAGACACCCCCACCUUACGACUCCUCUGUAGUAUCACUGGUGGAACAACACCAGCCCAAUGGGAGGAUAUAACAGGAACCACUCCAUUAACAUUUAUUAAUGACUGUGUCUCCUUUACCACCAACGUGUCUGCUAGGUUCUGGCUCAUAGACUGUCGGCAAGUCCAGGAAUCUGUCAACUUCUCCACUCAGGUGUACCGGGAGAUCAUCUGUGUCCCUUACAUGGCCAAGUUCGUCAUCUUUGCCAAGACCCACGACCCCAUUGAGGCCCGCCUGCGCUGCUUCUGCAUGACUGAUGACAAGAUCGAUAAAACACUGGAGCAGCAGGAGAACUUCACUGAGGUGGCCCGCAGCCGAGACGUAGAGGUCCUGGAAGGCAAACCUAUCUAUGCAGACUGCUUUGGAAACCUUGUUCCCCUCACCAAAAGUGGCCAGCAUCAUCUUUUCAGCUUCUUUGCCUUUAAGGAGAACAGACUAGCACUCUUCAUAAAAAUCAGAGACAACACUCAGGAGCCGUGUGGCCGUCUGUCCUUUAUGAAAGAACCCAGGAACUACAGGUCACUCACCCAAAAUGCCAUAUGCAACCUCAACAUCACCCUCCCAUCAUAUUGCAAGGAAUCCGAUUCAGACCAAGAGCAUGAGGAAGAGACCAGCGGAACGCUAGAGAAAUAUGAAGAGACGGAGACAUCAGUCCUGAAAUCAGAGCUGAUUCGAGAACCAGACCUCCUAUCCGACGUGUCAGAGAUGAAACAAGAUUUGAUCAAAAUGACUGCCAUCUUGACUGCAGACUCCACAGAGAAAUCCCCUUCCUUAGGAGGGUGUGGGCUAGAGAAAGGGACUGAGGACAUUUCUGGAGAACCAUUAGAAAUAAUGGAGAAGGACUUAGAGAAAGUCAAAGAGGACCUAGAGAAAGUCAGUGAGAUACUGAGGAGUGGAACAUAUGAGGGUGAGGUGGCAGAGGAGGCAGCAAAAGCAGCUAGAAUGUCAGAGGACUGGGUUCUCCUCUCAGACAGUGAGAUAGAAGAGGCCAAAAAGAUGGCAGCUUUAGAAAUUCAAGAGCCUGUCUUACGUGAAAGUAGAGCUAACAGAGGGGCUCCCAGACCUAAAGCCAUAAAGGACAGUGGUGACCUUAAAGAAUACCUCCUGGAUGCACCAGUAACCUCCAAAGCAAAAGCUAAAAAAGAGUCAGGCAUCCAAGAAAGAUUUACGGACGUUGUGCUACGCAAAAGUGCGAAACCAACCACUCCAACCAAAGUGCAUGACAAAACCACUGCUGGUGAUGUUAAAAAGCCAGUCAGAAGGAAGGGGAAAGACCAGGGGCAGGCAGAUGAAUCAACAGAGGCAGGUGCUCUUCUAAGUGUGCCUACAGCCCCUGCCCCAGCAUCGCCUGUAUCUCCAGUGGUUGAAGAAACUCCCAUUGGGUCAAUAAAGGACAAAGUCAAAGCUUUACAACAGAAAGUAGAGGCAGAGCAAAAGAGCAAAAAGGUCACUGGAAGCAAGCCUUCACAAUUGCCUGUUAUCAGCAAACCCUCUCCAAAAGCCAAAGAAAGCCCUAAAUCAAAACACCCCCUCCCUAAAUCCCCUAAAACUGAAUCUGAAAAACUUGAGGAGACCAUGUCAGUUAAAGAACUGAUGCAAGCAUUCCAAACGGGGCAGGACCCCUCAAAGAGAAAGUCUGGGCUGUUUGAGCUCAAAACAUCCACUACAUUAAGUCCAGACAAAACCACAAAAUCAGAAACCAUCCAGUCAAAAUCCAUGACCAAAGCAAUAACCUCACGUGUUUCUCAAGAGCGAGAAGUAUCGUUGGAUUCCAAGCCUCGCAAAAAAGGGACCACUCUGCAUGAGAGAGAGAAAGAAACCAAGUCAGUUGCUGCUGCCCAUUCAGAGCUGACUGAAACCGUAGACUUUGAAAAUGGUGGCCUUGAUGACAGCUCUGACAGCUUAAAACAUGAGGGUGUGGCAGACGCACUAAGUGCUAGUUCUGGAGAUGCAACCCCUCAUCUGAGUUCUGAGGACAGCUACAAACAUGAGGGUUUAGCCACUCCAGGCACAAGUCCUGAAAGUCUGUGUCUGUCUCCCAAAACUGGACAGCAGACCCCUACAACUGCAGCACCACCUACCACAACAGUCAAAAAAGAAAGGAAAGACACAGAGAAGUCUGGAGACUCUGGUGUAGGGGCCACUGGUGACCAACUAUCUACAGAAUUGACCCUCCCUGUCUCUUCCAGCGAGGCUGCAGAUGACCACACUACAAGUGAGUCCAUAUCUGUUAGGAGGAGUGAGUCUAAGCCAUCUAAACCUCAAAAGCUUACAAACAGAAUUUCAGAGACUGUAGAAACUUUUCUUAGCGAUGAUGAGAGCCCUGAUCGCCAGCUAGCAUUGUCUUUAGUUGGUUCUCCAGCCUCUAAAUCUUCUUCUCAACGUCAUGAAAGCUUAGAGCUGCCUUUAAAACAAGACUCAGAUGCUCUCAGUCCAUUAGCUGAUGACUCUUUGACAAUAAGCCACAGAGACUCUCUAGAGGGUAGUCCUCUCAUGGAAGAAAAUUCCUCCCAUAAGUCCCCAGACUCCAUUGAACCUAGCCCAACCAAGGAAUCACCCCCCCAUGACUCCUUAGAGAGCAGCCCUGUAGAGCAAAAAAGCCAUCCUUCCUUCCCAUCAACACGAGGUCCACCUAGUAAAUCCUCUACCCAUCCAGAGCCCUCCAAAGCUACAGAACUCCCUCACGAUGCUUUGCGUGGUAGGCUGCUUCGAGACCAUGAGGCUAGUGCUGAUGAUGACAGUUAUGAGCAGACAUCUCAGAUGACAAGUUCUGGUAAGAGUCCUCUCUCCCCUGAUACUCCUAGUUCUGAAGAGGUAAGUUAUGAGGUAAACCCCAAACCCCCUGACCAUACAUUCCUCUCUGUUCCAUCCAAACCGGCUGUCAUCCCUGAAGACCCAGAAGAAGAGGAUACAUCAGACAGCUAUGAAGCUAAGAGAAAAAUCACUCCAGAGGAGGAAAUGUUUAAGAUGGCAGCCAAAAUAAAAACAUUUGAUGAAAUGGAACAAGAAGCGAAGAGUAAAAAGAGCCCUAGAAAAGAGUUGUUUCCCUCAGCAGAUGCCAAAGUAGGGGAUGACAGCUAUGAAACAUUAGAGCCCACAAGUGAGAAGCUUUCGCAAAGUGAAUGUGGGCUCACAGAAGAAUCAAAGUUAGCGCUUUUUGUUGAUCCCCAUAUUAAAGUAAAACCUCCCUUUCCUUUUUCAGCAGGUUUGCAUGACGGAUCCCACAGCAAAGAGCUCAAGAACACAACAACAGCCAGUGUUACUUCAGAGGGACCUCACUCUGUCUCAGACCAGUAUCAGUCAAAAUCCAAACUGGAAACUGCACAGGAACAAAGAAUCCCACCAUCUGUAAAAGCUGAUAAAGACAGUAAUGCCAAAAAGGCUGCUGUAACAUCAAACACCGAAAACAGGACUGAUGAGCAAAAGGAGGAGUGCUUAAGGAAGUCAAGGGAAAACAAAGGAGAUGAUAAGGAUUGUCAAGAGUUAGGUUUUAGCAGGCUACAGACUGGUACGCUAAAACCAGGUAGCAAUGUAACAGAUGAAGUGAAAGGAGAUCACAAGGGGCAUUCAGCAGCACCAGAAGCUGGACUUGGUGCAACUGUUGCCACAAAUCAAACAAAGGAAAUGUUCAAACCAGAGGUCUGUAUCUAUGAUGACACAGAAGAGGAUGAUGAAGCACUGGAACCUCCCAGAACUGAGUCAAAAGGUGUCACUGCAAAGGUAGACACUGACUCAUGGUCUGCCUUGCGGGAAGAUGAUGCCACCUUUGAAGCUCGUGUCAAAGAGGAGGAACAGAAGAUACUGAAUCUGGUGGUGGACCGUCAGUCUCUGCAAGCAACUCCAGACUCAACACCUGGUAGAACACCAACAGAAGAGAGCACUCCUACCAGUGAGCCCAACCCUUUUCUUUUCCAAGAAGGGAAGCUCUUUGAGAUGACCCGAAGUGGUGCUAUUGACAUGACUAAGAGGAGCUAUGAGGAAGAGGGGGGUGGCUUUGCCUUUUUCCAGAUAGGUGAACAGCCUUUAGAAGAGCCUCUCUUAAAAGAGGCCAGGCAAGAAGGUAGGAGAUCAGCAGCAGAACCUGAAGUUGGUCUCAAUCUGACACUAGAGGUUCAGACUGAUGAAGAUGAGCAAUCAAAAGAAACAACUGAUUCUCAGCUUCAGUCCCCACCUGAAAGUGAUCCGCCAGCCUCCAAGGCUGAUGCCUCCAAAUCUAAAAUCCCUAAAAUGGGGAUUUCAGCUUCAGCCAAAACUUCAAAAAAGGAUCAGACAUCCCCUGGUCUAGAGACUAAAACAGACAAAAAUGUAAAUGAAGGAUCCUUAGAUUUAGACACAAGUUUCCCUGACCAAAUGAUAACAAAUGUACAGACAGCAGAAACUACAGUCACUAGAUCUGUUUAUUCUGAGCAGGGCCAAGAGUCCUCUGAUUCCUCUCCAGAGGAACCACAGUCAGUGAUAGAAGCCCCCAAAACAACAGGCAAGUCUAAACAAAGUGCUUCCAGUAGCAUUAAAAAGACUCCAGUCAAAACAGAAGCUAAGUCAGCUCCUCAAGGUUGGGGUAAAUCCACAAUUAUUUCUCCAUCUCAUGCAACUUCUUCUUCAACCACUCUUAAAAAACAGGCGUCCUUCACUUCUGAAUCUAAAUCUAGAAUUCCCAUCAAGGCUAGCAGUGUCAAGCCUGAUUCUACUGUCAAACGUGUUGAAACUACCCAAGACAAAAAGCUUAAAGUCCCUGUAAAAAAGGAUACAAGGAGAAAAUCUGAGACAGAUGCGGGUCCCUCUGUGGAUCUCAAAACCAAGACACCAUCUUCAAAAGCCAAGAGUUUCUGUGAGGGGGAGUCUACCAGGCCAUCUGCUAAAAAAGAACAGGGUCGUCCCUUGAGUGCUGAGUCAGCAAAAUCUAAAGGCUUCCAAUCCAGAUUGCCAGUCCGGGGCAAAAGUGGUCAGUCAUCUCAUUCACCAGCACCCACUAAAGAGAAAAGUCAGCCACGCAAAAAGUCCAUUGAGUUCUUUGAAGAGAUAAGCGAUGAAGCAGCAAAACUUGUGGCAAGGUUGGCACAGGCAGAGACAGAGAAAGAACAAGAGGCUGCAGCCGCCAACUCAGAUGAUGAGAGCAGUCUCAUUGACCCAGCAAUCAUAGAAAGAGAAACUUUCCCUGAGAUGCAGUUCCCUCCCUCAGGAGACAUCUUUCCCAUUAGACCACUGUGGGACGACCCUGUUGAGACACAGAUGCAGCGAAUCCCAGACGAUAAAGUCCAAAGUCAAGUAGACCCACAGGAUGAAGCAGAGAGAAAAGAGCAACGGUUGGCCAUUAUAGCUGACCACUUGGGCUUCAGCUGGACAGAGUUGGCACAAGAACUGGACUUCAGUGAGGAGAGGAUCAACCUGUUAAGGAUUGAAAACCCCAACUCACUGCAAGACCAGAGCCAUGCCCUCUUGAAACUCUGGGCAGAGAGGGAGGGAAAAAAUGCAACAGAAACGACACUGAUCAAAAGACUGACAAAGAUCAACCGAAUGGACAUUGUUCACCUCAUUGAAACCAAGAUAAUCAAGUCCACUCAGGAGGAGACAUCAUCACAUACCUAUGCAGAAAUUGAGCAGACCAUAGCACUGGACCAUAGUGAAGGUUUCUCUGCCCUUCAUGAAGAUUUUGACAGCCCCAGGCCAGGCAGGCGCACAGAGCCUGCACGUAGGAGUCCAGGCUCAGGACAAGAGGUACCCAUGGUGUCAGCAGAGGACCUGUCCUCUAGUUUGUCAUCACUUCACGAGAUGACAGGACGACCAGAGACAGACUCCAGAGCAACAGGCCUUCUUAGAAAUGCCCAGAAAGAGAAACUGCAAAAAGAGUUGGAGACAACAUACUCAUCACAAAGAGUAUAUGAGGAAUUGACAGACUCGGUACACACAGGCGGUUUUAAACAAGCUCAUCCAAAGACAACAGAGGAAACACAGUUUCAAACAGAUGAUGAGGUGAAAAGCAAGCCGUUGUCUGCUACAACAGUGACACAAGACACCAGUAGAAUAGGUGUGCUGUUCACUGGUGACAAGCCAGUGAAAUCACUUCCCCUUCAGCUACCUGAACAGAACUCAUACACAACCCAUAGAACUGUAACUCCAGUUCUACCUUCACCUGAGAAGAUAUUCUGUGUAAAGUCUGAAAGAUUGCAUGGGUACUCAGAGUGGGAGUUGUCCCCUAAGGAAGCACAGUCCAGUGAGCUUUUUUCACCCAUGUCAAGCCAGUUUCUGGUGCCACCAGAUUAUGAAGCAGUAUUUUCAGGACAUCAAUCCCUGAGAGUUUCUGAAUGUAACCAAGCCUCAUUGAACAAUUUGAGUCCAGUGUCCCCAGUGUUCAGAGACUCAGCUCAGGUUGUGACUGAAGCCACCACAAAGAGAGAGUCGGGAGCUGGUGAAGUCUUUGAGUUUUCCCCUGACUUUAACAGAGUCCUUUCAGAAUUUGAGAAAAAAGUCUCAGAAUUUGGAUCAGAAGAACCAAAGUUGCCACCAAAAGAUCUCAGUAAGGGCUCUGAGUCUCCCCUGCACUCUGACUCGGAUCUGGAAUUCUUUGACUGCAGACAAGCCUUCUCUGACUUCUCUGACCCAGAAGAAGUGAAAUUGGAACACGGGAUUAGCUAUCAUAUCACGGAGCCACCUUCCCCAAUGCCUGGGAGUAGCCCUGAUAUUGGUUUCCUGAAAGAGAGCCCUCAGUACACUGCUCACCCUUUCCUCCGAGUGGAAGAUUAUAAGCGUUUCUCUUCUGGCAGUGAAAGCCUUGGGGAAUUUGCUUAUGAUUCUGAGGGUUCAAGGGGGUGUCGAAGAGAGGGCGACCUCCCUGUGUGUGAGGAACUUCCUUCAAGAGAUCAGGGAGGGUAUUACGAUGAUGACGACUUCCUGGGAAGGGAGAUAGCAGAGGAACUAGGGAUGCUGUCCUCUGAUAGCUCAGAGGAGGAGGUGCUGACCACCAGGGUGGUCCGACGCAGAGUUAUCAUUCAGGCUGAUAACCUACCAGAUAUCCCACCACAGACUGUCACAGAGGAGAAGUACACAGAUGAGCAUGGGAACAUGGUAGUUAAGAAAAUCACACGGAAGGUGAUUCGUAAAUACGUAUCUGCGGAUGGCAUGGAGACACAGGAAGUGACCAUUGAGGGCUCUCACCAGGAGACGGUGCAGAUCGAGGAGGGAGACACUGUCUCCAGAGUGGUGAAGAGAACUGUGCUUCACAGUGAGGGAGAUCAGAAAGAGCUGACCGUCUCGGAGCCCCUGGCCCUGGGCGCCGCUACAGCAUCACAGUUUGAGAUGGAGCCAGUGCAGGGUCGAAAAGUCAGCAAGGUUGUCAAGACAACAGUGGUGAGAGGCGACAGGAUGGAGAAACAGACAGGAGACCCCUCGCUGGCUGCAGAUCUGCCCUCAGCCAGAGAGGACUUUGAGAAGGCUUUGAGUUAUGCUGGAGGCUUUGGGAAAGCGCCCCUGCCUCAUAUAGUAGAGAAAGAGAUUAUGCAGCACGACGGUUCUGUGGUUAGAAGAAGCCAGAUGCGUAAGUCACGAACCCAGAAGAGGACUGUGGUGAGGGAUGCCCACGGGAAGCACGUGCACCUGGAGUGUCUGGACGACACCCCAGACGCCCUGCAGCCCGACGCCCUGCAGCAGCACCUGCACCGACUGCUCCAAAGCUACUGUGAGGACAACCAGGAGGAGGAGGAGGAGGAGGAGGAGGAGGAGGAGGAGGAGGAGUUAGACUGAGCACCUGCUUCCGCUGAUCCUCCCCCUGCAUCUUCCACUGAAGCCUUUAGUGACAAACGCUUCCUGAGAUCAAAAUGUUCCAGAUCCCCUCCCUCCUGUCUUCGCUGAUCACUGGAUCGUUUCUCUUCUUUUUGUCGAAUAAUGGAACAGUAUUUUGUGCUUUAACACUCUUCCUUCCUUCACCUUGUGUUUCAUUUGCUCUUUCUGUGACCAAAGAUAGCACCCUUGGUUUUGUCGGAUUCUAUUUUCAGUGUGUCGCAUCUUUUUACCCUUUGGCUGCUGUGGUGUGGUUCAGGUAUGACGCACCAAAGGGGGAUCAAAAUCAAAGGGGGCAUCUCGGACAUUUUUGCCUCACACACAGGCCUCUUCUUGAAGAACUCUUGUAAACAUUUGUAUAUAAAGGAGAUGAAAAAAAAAAUGCUUGGACUGGAAAAAAGGUCCAAAAAAUUCAAAGCAUUUAAUACGUUAGCCCACCUAAACCUGCUGUACAUGCACCGAUUCAGCUGGAGAAUAGCCACCGUACAGAUGAGAUUAAUAUUACAUGGAGAACAAAUUGGGAGGAGUGAAAGUGUGUAUCAUCAUGGACUCUUUAUACAGCCAAACAUCAACCUGCUGAUCUGUUUACAAAGGCUGUGUGAGAACACCAUUUGUCUUCCCAUGAUGCAUCUGCCCUUUUUUUGUUCAUGUGUCUGUCCUAACAAGUGUCGUGCAUUCACAUUUUACCUGUCACAGAGCUGCCACCUCUGUGUGUGUAUAUCCAGUGUGUAUAUUGAGAAAGAAAGUAGUGAUGAGGAAUGUUCUGAUGCCGAUCGAGCACUUAACCCCGCUGUGAUUGUACAUGUAGCUGCUGUCGUCUGUGUUUCACCCUCCACCUUCACACGUGCUGCUUUUCCCCACCUCAAACUGCAGUGGUGCUCAUAUUCAUGUCCUCCAUGAAGCCUUGGAAAGGAUAAGGUUGGCUAUAUUUCUCUUAUUGCCAAAAAAUCCCAUAUAAAAGCCCAAACCAACAACAGAUGUCACCUGCCAACAAGUUCUGUGUGUGUAUCAAAGCCUCACACAUCAACACCGCAGUGAACCACACUGUUGCACUGGGUGACAUGUUCCUUCUUUACUAUCAACAUGUAUUGGGGCAAUUAACGGAACAUGAUAUGUAAUAUUAUUCCCAAUUUUUAGAUUUGUCCUGAUUCAUUCUUGAGUUAAAACUAGUGGAGAUGUUUUAACUUAAAGGUGCACUUCAUCUAUUUCACAUUUCAAAGUCCGUUUCAGCAUCCCGAAACUUCUUCAGUUUCUCUUAUAAUUUAUCAUUUCCCUUUUCCUUUGGCUCUUUUCCAGUAGAAUAGAAACGUUUUUAGAAUUUAGUAGAAAAUUGUGGCUUUUCAUUUAUAUCUGUUGUUUUUCAGCAAUUAUCACAUUUAAAUUAUCUGUAAGCGUGGUUUUUAUUCAGUCAUGUCUGAUCACUGUGUGUCGAACAGAAGCUAUAAGAUACAGAAACCCCAACAAAGGCACUAUUUUCCUCUUGUCUGAGUAACGUUUGAUAAAAACUACAGUGAGCAGCUGUUUUAGGAAAUGACGGAGACUUGUGUUUUUUUUUUUAAAAAGAAACUUUAUAUUUCUGAGCUGUUUUUUAAGAGUCUUCACAAGGAAACCGAUGGGCCUGGAGCUGAGAGUCACAGACAGGGUGGGGAUGUCAGAAAGUGCUGACAGACGGACUAACACAGUGUUGGUUUUGGUCUUUUCAUGAGAUUUGUUGACACUACUAAAAUAUAGACUAACACCAGAAUUAUCCUUUAAGUUUUUAGCCAUCACACAUAACAUAUAGACGCUUUGCUUUAAUUGCUGUUGUUGAUUGGACUUUUCUUGUUAUCAAAGGAUUGACACAUCAACCUGAAAUCCACGCAAAGACUGACUUCCACUGACAUCAGUUACCACUUCUGUACUUCCUUAUUUAUUUAUUGCCGUCCAUUUGUGAUCCCUGUAUACUCCAGCAGUUGAGCUGAGAGUGGUGUGUGUGUUUGGGUGUGUCUUUGAAUGUAUUCUAAAGCUACAAGUAAAGACAAAUGAGGUUUUUUUUUUGCCAUCAUAGACAGAACAGUUUUGUUGAUUUGAAAGUCGGUUGAAAUGCGUUCAGACUGAUAAAGUACGUUUGGUGUUCAUCUAAAGUUGAGACUUUACCUACGUAACAAUACGAUCGUCACCUUGCCAUUUACUCUGAGUGUGAUCCAAUGGAAGAAUAAACGAAAUGUCAAAACCAGACCAUUGAUUUGAUAAAUGAGCAUCUUGUUUCCAUUGUGAUAAUAUAUACUAUAAUAACAGUGCAAAUAUCUAUGCGGGCAUGUAUGACUUUAUCAAAUUAUUACUAAAAAAAUAAACCUGAAACGCUAACAAUGCAUAGCAACUGCAGUGUGUACAUGGCAGAACAAUAAAACUGUACAUGUGUCAAA